This is a messenger RNA of Penicillium diatomitis, 243 nucleotides long. RefSeq names its product Acetyl-coenzyme A synthetase. NCBI's taxonomy places the organism in Eukaryota, Fungi, Ascomycota, Eurotiomycetes, Eurotiales, Aspergillaceae. The coding region runs from base 1 to 243 and encodes 80 amino acids. The transcript has 2 exons. The record is from RefSeq and is a predicted model, not a curated record.
AUGGUAAUUCCCACCCAGCGGGCACAAAUGGGUACAGGUUCUUUCGCCGAAGUUGGAGUGGUCGGCGUGGAGGACCAGAUCACCGGCCAGGCGCUGAACGUGUUUCUCGUUCUGAAGAGUCUAUGCGCCGGAACUGAUAGUGUAGAUGUGAGCAAAUCCGCAAAAGAAUAUGUUGGGAAGGCGAUUGGGAGGUUUGCGGUACCCAAAGCCCUCUUUAUUGUUGAUGAUCUCUCAAAAACGUGA